Adineta ricciae is the source of this 1995-nucleotide messenger RNA. Lineage: Eukaryota; Metazoa; Rotifera; Eurotatoria; Adinetida; Adinetidae. The record is from the annotation of a GenBank genome assembly.
AUGGCUACUGCACUGGCAACACAAGACGAAGAACAAGAGCACCAACCAAAUCUAGAAACAAAUGCUAUUCUUUGGCUUGAUCCGACGAUCGCGUACGCUCCAGAAUUUCCACAAAUCCAACGACAACUUCGAGCGGACAUCAAUUAUCUGCGAGUUUUCAAACACACCAAUGAAUGUUUGGAAUACCUUUCAUCUGUACCGAAACAAGACCAAAUCAUUCUGAUUGUCAGUGGACGAUUAGGCCAAGAAAUUGUUCCACAAGUUCAUAAUGUUCAACAAAUUUCAUCUAUUUAUGUUUAUUGUAUGGACAAGAAAAAGAACGAAAGCUGGGCUUCGAAAUAUCCUAAGAUAAGACGACUUGUUGUCAGCUUGGUUGAGCUUGGAAAUAUCAUUCAUGAAGAACAGUUAACACGGCAACAGAAUAGAUUAAUUGAAUCAUUAAAAAUCAUUACCAUACCGGCACUUGUUCUUGAUCGAGAACAGUCAUUAGCUGAUCUCUAUAGUGGCUUCAUUUAUUCUCAUUUGUUGAUCGAUUGCCUUCGCCAAACAAAUUCUGCUAUGACUGAUAAAACCGAUCUGCUCUCCCUAUGUCAACGGUAUUAUGCAGGAAAUGAAGAGGAACUAAAAAUUCUGGAAGAAUUCAAUGAAAACUAUAGACCCUCACGCGCAAUAUGGUGGUACACAAGGCAAUCGUUUCUCUAUCGUCUAUUGAACAAAGCGUUGCGAGAUCAAAAUCUGGAGUUGUUAUUACUCUUUCGAUUUUAUUUUCAUGACAUCGAACGACAAUUAAUGAAAACAAAAUGCUCAGCACCCAUUCGCGUCUUUUCCGGUCAAUUGAUUUCGGUAAAAAAAUUAGAAAUUUUAAAAAGAACUAUUGGAGGUUUCAUUUCGACAAGUUCAUUUCUUUGGGCAAGUUCAAAGCAACAAGUUCAGUCAUAUCUAUCUCAACUAGACUAUUCGGAGGAGUUUCAACGAGUACUAUUCGAAAUCGAAGCUGAUCCUCAUUUAGAAAAUAUCAAACCAUUCAGUAACCUAGCUACUCAAAGUUAUUUACCUAAUGAGGAGCGAACUCUUUUCAUGCCCGGUACAAUUUUUCGUUACAUCAGUAUCCAAAUCGAUGAGGAACAAAACUGGAAUAUUCGACUAGUCCUCUGUUCUGAAAGUAAUCAACAAUUACGUAGAAUGUUCAAUCAAGGAGAUAAUCCACAUCCACUAACUACUUUUGGACACUUUUGCUGUCAAUCAAGAAGAUUUGCGGACGCAGAGAGAUAUUACCUCCAUAUGUUGAAAGGUCUACCUGAUGAUCAUCAAGAUACUGUUCUCUUUUACAAUGCACUUGGAACUUUAUGUAAAGACAAAGGUGAUUAUGAUUCUAGUCUUCAAUGGUUCAAUAGAGCCCUAGCGAUUCAAGUGGAGCUCCUUGGAACAGAUCACCCAGACAUCGCUGAUAGUUACCUCAGUCUGGCGGAAAAUUAUCGAGAGAAAAAUGACCCAAAGCGAGCCUUCGAUUUCAUUAAGAAAUCGAUAGACAUUUUUCAAAAGAAUUUUGGUGAAGAACAUCCAAAGAUUGCUGCAUGCUUCAAUCAGAUCGGAAAUGUGCAUCGAAAGGGAGAGAAUUUCCCUGAAGCUUUGAACGCGUAUGAAACAGCGCAUGCAAUCUAUCAGAAACAUGUCCCCCCAAUGGAUCCUCAAUUGGCUGAGUCGUACAAAAAUCUUGCUACAGUUCAUAAAGCUCUCAACAAUAUUGAUCAAGCCUUGGAUUACUAUCACAUGUCACUUGAGAUCUAUACGAAAACGGUAACUUCUUCACGAUUUGCCAUGGGAAUGAUAUUGAGAAGUAUUGCAGAUACAUAUGAGAUUAAAGGACAGUACGAACAGGCACAGUUGCAUUAUCAAAGAGCCGGAUGGAGCUUUCAAACUGUAUUACCACCGACAGACGGUCAUCUCGUCCAAAUUCGUAAAGAUAUUCAACGUGUGAACGAUUUGUUACGAUAA